Molecule: messenger RNA, 1608 nt
Organism: Symbiodinium sp. CCMP2456
Lineage: Eukaryota; Dinophyceae; Suessiales; Symbiodiniaceae
Source: the annotation of a GenBank genome assembly
AUGUCUCUGUCGAUCAUGCAAUCCUUCAAUGGAAUUGGUCGGAUUGAUCUGGAAUGGCCGGAGCUAUUCACGAAGAUCAUGGCGGUGAUAGCCAACCUGUCCUUCAACUUCAACUUCUUUCAGCCGGACUGCAGUGUAGCGAGUCCUUACUGGCAGACCUGGGUCAUGUUUACCAUCAUGCCUUAUGCCUUGAUGUUCCCCAUCACGUGUUCAUACCUUGUCGUGAAGUACCUCUCAUUCCGCGAAAGCCGUGGUGACCCGCAGUACCGAGAGGUGCAGGGGUGGCUGCUCCUCAACGCUUGGGGUAGGGCCAUGCUGACCAUCCUCUUGCUUUUCAUCCAGCAGCACAUGACGCAGUUGAGCAUUCCUUUCCAGUGCAAAUCCAUGGCGGAUGGCUCUCAAGUGCUCGUGGCUUCGCAAGAUAUUGUUUGUACCCUGGCUAGACUUACAAGGGAAGAAAAUUCCAAACAAGCCCUUUGCAUUUUCUCUGCACAAGUACAGUUCACCCCACCCACACGUCUGCAGACACUGGCGACAGGCGACUUGGCGGACACCAACUACCAGCUGCUUUUCGGAAUCGCAUCACUGGGAUGGUUUAUCUUUGGCUCCGGUUUCGCCGUUCUGAACGUGUGCCUGUAUUGGAGCUACCAUUGGCAAGCAGGGACGAAGACGCGCGACCGCAUCCCAAUCUACGUCGCGGCUGUCGAGAUGAGCGUGGAGAAUAUGAGGGGCUGGGUGGAAGCCGUGCGCCUGCGGGUUUUCAGCAACAUUGUGGCGGUCCGCACUUACCCGACUGGGAAGGAUACCGAGGCAGCAGAGAAGCGCCAGUUGAUGGAGGCGAAGAUGAAGCAACGAGGUGCUGCUGUGGUGCCUGAUAAGCCGGGAAAAGACUUGAACAAGGCAUUGGCCGACAUGCGGCGGCGCAAGGCCACGCUGGAGGACGAGGUGAACCUCAAGGAGAUCAAGCUGAAGUGGAAGAACAAGGAACGCUUCACAGAGAAGGGGUCGUGGCCAGACCAACUGGAUGGCAGCUAUCUGACCUAUGGUUGGGUGCUCAUCUUCAGUGCUUUGGGCCGCAGCACGCAACCAGGCAGCUUCUUUCGCCAGUUUGCCUUGAUGCUCUCUGCGCUGAUGGCCGUGGAAUUCCCACCCUUCGGGGCCGCUGCACAGUCUCUGGUCUUCAUGAUCAACUUCGCGGCUUUGAUCCUCUUGUUCCCGUACACGGCCAGACUCCUGAAUAUUGAGGAGUCGGUCCUCACAGGCUGCAUGGCAUUCCUAACUUUCAUGGCCGCUUUCAAGGAGAUGGUUUCCAAGCACAACAAAGCCUCGCAAUACCAGUCCACCAUCGAUGCCACAAGCACGCUGAUUGACGUGCUGGUUCUUAUCAUCGUGACGAUCAUCAGUGGCACCAUGGUCUUUAACGCCUACAUCAUCAUUGGUGGGGCUGUCACGACGGAGUCGGACGACCAAAUCUUGAACAAGGCUUAUUUUGAGACUGCCAUGCAGCACCCGGCCAGCAUUGGCACCCUUUGGAAUGCUCUGCUGCGAUGCUGUGCUGUGUUAUGCUGCGUUGCUAAUCCGAAACUCGAGGCAAGAGCGGCUCCGUGA